Messenger RNA from Candidula unifasciata, 774 nucleotides. The record is from the annotation of a GenBank genome assembly. NCBI's taxonomy places the organism in Eukaryota, Metazoa, Mollusca, Gastropoda, Stylommatophora, Geomitridae.
AUGAGUUUGUCGCACACCGAGUUUGAAGAGAUUCAGCGAUCAGCCAAGGAACGUGCAGACAUCGUUGCCAAGUAUGACCUGGGUCGAGAGGAGGGGGCCCAGAUCGACCCCUGGGAGGAUCCAGCGUUUGAGGUGUACCAUGUCACUGACAGAUAUGGAUUUAUUCAUGACACAGCUCUACCUACACAUAUGGAUGCUGCUGAGGAGAAGAGCAAGCAAGUGGAAAAGGAAAGAACAAUGAAAUGGCUGAAGAUGAUCAAAUCCUGGGACAAGUAUUACCCCGGAGAGAAGCUGACACGGCGAGUCUACAAAGGUAUUCCUGACUGUCUGAGGGGUGAAGUUUGGUCCAAGUUGCUGAGUAUACCCAAAGUUAAAGCAGAACAGGAGGGAGUAUACCAGAAAAUGCGCAACAGGGCCCGUACAAAGUCUACAUCCAUACGCCAGAUAGACCUGGACGUCAACCGAACAUACAGAAACCACAUCAUGUUCCGGGAGCGAUAUGGUGUCAAGCAGCAGGCCCUUUUCCAUGUGUUGGCUGCUUACUCCGUGUACAACACGGAGAUUGGUUACUGCCAGGGCAUGAGUGAGAUUGCUGCCCUUCUUCUUAUGUACCUCAAUGAAGAGGAUGCAUUCUGGGGGCUUUCUCAGCUCUUUAUCAGUCCUAAACAUAUGAUGCAUGGUUUCUUCAUGCACGGCUUUCCAAAGCUGAUGAGGUUCCAGGAUCACCAUGACAACGUGCUGCGCAAGUUUCUGCCAAAAGUCCGCAGACAUCUG